Messenger RNA from Closterium sp. NIES-67, 1916 nucleotides. NCBI's taxonomy places the organism in Eukaryota, Viridiplantae, Streptophyta, Zygnematophyceae, Desmidiales, Closteriaceae. The record is from the annotation of a GenBank genome assembly.
UUUUUCUGGCCGUUCAGGUGAAGGCGGCUCCAGGGAAUGUGACUGCGUGCAACACGCACACUGUAGCCGUCUUUCACGGUUCCUUAUGUAACUUUCCCUGUGCUGAAACUGGAGCGAGCUGCACGCUCGCCUUGCUGGAAUCUAGAGUAGACCAUUUCCUCAUAUAUUUAUGUCUCAGUUCCGUUUCUUAGCCUGGUGCAGCAAAUGACGGUCCUUAACUGGUAAUAACGUAGCUUGAACAAGUAUAUUUAGGCCAUCGGAGCCAACCAAGCUUCUGAAACGCGUGUUGCAGGGUCGCCGAACGGUCAGGGGGAGACCUUAAUUCGUUCUAUCUUAUCCUUUAUUUUACACGUCGAAGAUGCGGCGUCUAGCCGGCUCGUUGCUACUAGCGACGAUAGUGCUCUUGCUGGUCGGGUUCGCCGGUCAUGCGUCGGCUCAAAAGCUAUGCCUUGACUCGACGCAACCGCAGAUUCCGAAGGACCAGCUGCAGAUCUGCGGGCAGUACAACAACGAGAGCUGCUGCACGAACCCGCGGGCCGUGGAGAUUGCGAAGAAGUUGGCGGAGCACAGCGCCGCCAUGGGCGCCAACCCCGCCGCCAAGAAUUGCCUCCGCGCGCUGGAAGCAGUGCUCUGCGCCGAGUGCGAUCCCUAUGCCACGCAGCUCUACUCCCGGGACCGCAACGGCCGCUACGCCGACGUGCCGUAUCUCUGCACAGCGCAGUCCAACCGCGACCCCGUAGAGUCGCAGCCCUUCUGCUCCACCGUCUGGGACGUCUGCGCCAUGGUCCCCAUACCCAAAAACCCCUUCGUCGCCACAAACGACCCCCGUUACAUCUCGAUUUACGACGUUUACUUAACUAAGGGCGAGUUUUGCCGCCGGUUCAUGCCCCCGAAUAAGAACCCGGGGGACGGGCCGAAGAUUUGUUAUCGGGGUAAACCGGUGGAUUACCCGGACGAAUUGGGGGAGGAUGUUUUGCCGCCCGUGAAUGAUAUGUGUGUGGAGCAGAUUGGGUUGAGUACCAAGAACGAAAAGAGUGUGGAGAAUAGCUAUUAUGUGGCAAUGACCCCGCACCCGGACCAAUCGCGGCGCGCGUUCUUCCUCGAGCGGGCGGGCAGGUUGUUUCUUUAUGACCUGCCCGAGCCGGGGUCGUCGGACUAUCUGCCUUCUGACGGGGGUUCGACGUUUCUCGAUAUCAGCCACUUGGUGGCACAGGGCGUGGAGAAGGGCGCAGGUGGCACAGGGCGUGGAGCAGGGGCAGUGGGCAUUGCAUUUCACCCCGACUACCCCCGCAACGGCCGCUUCUUCGUCUCUUUCACCUGCGACUCUUCAGUCAACAGCGACUGCAAGGCCGCGGUGUGCGGCUGCUACAAGGACGUGGACUGCACCCCGGAGAAGGUCCAGGCGGCCAACCCGGAUGGGAAGUGGGGGGCAGGAGAUCUGUGCAGGAAUGUGACUGUGGUGGCGGAGUUCUCUGCAUGCAGCGACACGCUCUGCACGCCUGCGAAGAUCUCUCAGCAAUCGAGCAUCGAGCCCACAAUAGUCCGGUACAUAGUGCGGCUGGGCCAGCCGUUCAUCAACAACAACGGGGGGCAGAUCCGCUUUGGCGCGGACGGCAUGCUGUAUGUGAUGCUGGGGGAUGGCGGUGGCGAGUGGGACCCCCUGGGCCUCGCGCAGAACCCCAAGGCGUUCCAGGGGAAGGUGCUGCGGCUGGACGUUCUCAACGGAAUCAGCGAACCAGAUGACAACGAGAUUUCCAGCAGGGGUCUGCUAGGGGCGUACGGCAUCCCCCCUGACAACCCCUAUGCAUUCGCGUGGGAAUGGCGGGGGAGGUGUUUGCGCUAGGCUUCCACGACCCUGGAAGUGCACCUUUGACCUGCUCAGGCCGUCUGUCAUGAUGUGCGGGGAUGUGGGAUGG